CUACUGUCACUGCCACGAACAUCAUCUUCCCUUCUGCCUUCUCACCGCUCUGCAACUUCCAGGCUCACCCCUUCUGAGUUUUCGAGGGGAUCCAAUGGUCAAGUGUGCCCCCACCGACACGUCACAGAGAAGAUGAUGCCGCUCAGCGAGAGCCAGGGGCAUGAGGCUGCAGGCGGCGGCGACGGUGGCUAUUUUGGGAGCGGCUCAGUCAUUAUCACCGAUUCGCCCUCUUCGUCACCCAGCUUGGGCGCCUCGCACUACAGCACGGCCCACAAGCAGCAACAGCAGCAACAGCAGAUCCAGCAGCCGGCACAGGCAAGACAUACACAGGUUCAAUACCUGUCGUCAUGGAGGAGCACGCCAGACGUGAGCGAUGUGCCGAGCCUGAGCCUGAGCAACUCGUCCUUCUCGGCCACCUCCGACGCCCCGUUGCCCUCUCCUGGCGGCAGGGGCCAGCUCGACUACGAGUUCAUUGAGACGCUCGAUCGCAUUCGGCGUGUCGCCUACAGGUUGGCGUUGCCUGUCGCCGAGGUCCAACGAAUCGUGGAUGUAGCACAGAGAUUGGCGAAUGGAACCGAGAACGCCGCGUUGGACGACAGCCUCCUCUUGUCGCGCUAUGGUCUCGACGCUGUUGUCUAUAGAGCGGUGCUCGAAGCGAUGCGAAGCGAUCAAGAACAGCAGAGAAGCCCGGCGGUCCCUUCGGCCAGAGCCACGUUGGAGAUGCUCUCAACUCCCCACCCGUCCGAUGUAUCGGCUUCGCCCCCUUCUUCGGCUCCCUCGUUUCCUUCUAUGCAGCAAUGGGGACCUGCCACGUCUGCAAGACGUCAGCGAUGGAUCACUUCCUCACCUACAUCGACGUAUGGCCAGCAGCAACAAUUACAGCAACAACACCAACACCAGCAGCAGCAGCAACUGCUGCGCACGCCACCCUUUCACCCUUCUCGGUCUCAGGCUCCUACUCAUACCCAGAAUCAUACCCUUCUUCCAUCGUACAGCUACAGAGAUGCUCCCGGUCGGCUUCGAUCGCUACCCACACGUUCUCACCGCUCGAUGGACGAUUACACAUCGACAUUGACAACCGCUACGGACAGCAGCAUUUCACAGAACAUUGAUCAUCACACAAUUCACCAUCUACCUCCAGCAGCGCCUUCGCUUCACGGUCUCUUUUCGCAGCAGGCGUCUCUCGUCUCUGGCGGCAGAAUGACGUCGCCACGAAUCGAUGAGGAGCGCGAUCGCUACGCUGUCAGAGAAGACACGCUCAAGCAACCAAGCUCGCGACAGUCGACGGCAACAAAGCCUCCUCAGAGAGGUUCCUCGACGAGCCAGCUCGUAGCAUCGCCAUCCUCGGCAUCGUGCGCUUCGCCUAGUUUGUCCGGAAGAAAGGCAUCGCGAAGGGCCAGCGCAGAUGUCCUGGGCCUGAGCAUGGACCACGGCGCAUCUCCGUCAGGAGCUUCCCGAGCCUCGUCACCUGCCAGUGCCUCUGCCUACGCUUUUGGCGCUGCGGCGGACGAGCGGUCCGGGUCGAAGCUCUCUCAUGACGAGAUUAUGGCCAAGCUUCAACGCAAGGUCAAGGAGCGAAUCGCGGCAAAGGCGGCAGCUGCUCUUACUGGUGCCGGUAGUCCUAGCAUGGGCAGCAGCAACAGUGGCAGCAGCAGCAAGCCAUCCUCACGCAACAGAUCGAGGUCACGGCCGCCCAGACCGAAGACUACGGGCGACGGCCAGACUCGAGGCUCGUCUAGAGGCAUGAGUGUCGACGAAGAGGCCAGAAUGAACGUCGACGAAGACCCCAGGAGCCCAGCUGGCAUCGAGGCGCUCCUCAGCGCAGCAGCCAUUGCCGAUCAUCAGCGCUUACCGUGACCUUUUACACCUCCUCACCUUCCCCCAAUUCUGCAUAGAGCAUCCACGGAUCAAAUCACUGCAUGUAUAUUUGUCUCACUGUUUUUCUUAAUUUCUCCCCCUCUAUCCUCUCUUUCUCGCAUCUCUUAGGAUCUCAUGUCAUGGAUUGUCAAUCAUACACUGAAUAAGAUUGAUUCAGGAG
Acaromyces ingoldii is the source of this 2038-nucleotide messenger RNA. RefSeq lists its product as hypothetical. Bases 136 to 1857 code for a protein of 573 amino acids. Lineage: Eukaryota; Fungi; Basidiomycota; Exobasidiomycetes; Exobasidiales; Cryptobasidiaceae. The transcript has a single exon. The record is from RefSeq and is a predicted model, not a curated record.